UAGAUUAUGUGUACGGUGGAGGCUGCGUUGUGUCAAUUUGUCCAGAGUCAGGUCUGCCUUCAUUGCGAAGCGCACGGGACAAUGGAACGCUGUUUUAGUUUUGGAGAUUACUUUAUGUGUUUUCUAAAGGAAAACUAAAAACGGGAAAGCUCUCAAACAGCGGGCGGACAGUUACAGAUGUGGAGGGUCAUAUUUUCCUGCGACAAGGUCUACAUUAUAUUUAGUGUUGAACGCUGACGGUGUCCUUUACUUUGGCUUCUGAUGAGUUCCAGAGAGUUGGAUUGCUGUACCAAGGAAGCAGAGUGCAGUUCUGAAGACCAUGCAGAUGAGUGGGAUUCCAAACUAUUGCAGAGUGCAGUUCUGAAGUCCAUGCAGAUGAGUGGGAUUCCAAACUAUUGCAGAGUGCAGUUCUGAAGACCAUGCAGAUGAGUGGGAUUCCAAACUAUUGCAGAGUGCAGUUCUGAAGACCAUGCAGAUGAGUGGGAUUCCAAACUAUUGCAGAGUGCAGUUCUGAAGAUCAUGCAGAUGAGUGGGAUUCCAAACCUUUCCAGAGUUAACUGUUCAAUUGAUUAAAAUGGGUAACUCUGAAAGCCAAUACAGAGUUCAGGGGUGUAAAAGCCGUCGCCUCAUUGUGCCUGGCAAGCAGAAGCCUUGCUCCCUAAGAGUUCGAAGUGUCCAUGCCAAAGAUGAACAGUCUCGCUCUGCACACAGCUGGGGCCACGCUUCCAGUUACAAGACUCGAACGCAGGCCAGAAGCUGCCUUUCACAGCACAAAAGUAGCCAGCCAUACUCCGCCCGCCACUACGACUACGUGACCAAGGGCAGUAAUAACAGUGCCAAUGGCAAGCCUAGAGACUGCAACCCUGAGCAUAACUUAACGUUUGUGCCUGAGAGCGGCUUCUUCUGUGCUGGGUACGACACGCAGAGCAGCCACAGCACAGUCGCUGAGUGCAAUGGCCAUGUUGAAAAUGAGAAGGAGUCCCUGUCGGACGCAGUGGAAGACAAAAGCAGUCCAAAGGUGCUCAUUAAAACGCUGGGGAAGUUUGAUGGAAGCCUGAGGGUGGAGUUCACCAACAGUAACAACAACAACAGACUCCCCAUUUACGACUGUGAUGAACCGGUCCAACUGUUAAAAUACUCCCCUACUCUCGAGUCAACACCCAAUAGUUCAGGUAUCUCAAGAAGGCAGAGCCCUAGCCCUGGAGACUCUGGGCUCAGAACCAGUAAGGGAAGCUCCUUCAGCUCUGAGAGUUCAUGGUAUGAUGCUCCUUUUGGGAACGGCGCUGCUGAUUUUAACGACAUGGAGCACCCCAACUCCUCCAGCAGGACUGCAGACACAAGGCUGGGAGAUGUCCUACAGAACCAGCAGAGAUUGUUUGAACAGCGGGCAUCUCCUAUAUCCCUACAGGAUCUCUAUAGGGAUGCAAGCAUUGCAUCCGCCUUUCCAGCAGAGAAGGGUCUUUCACCGGAGUCCCUGAAUGCCCCGAGAAGUAAGAAGCGGGCAUCGCUAGCCCCGGAUGUGGAGGUGGUGUCUGACUCGGAGGGUCUGGGCAGCAUGCAGUACUCCUCCUACACGCUGCCUUGUCGUAAGUCCAAGCCCGUUGUGGAGGGCAGUGCCAAGAGAGACACCCUGAAGAGCAGAAUGAGGCUCAUCAGUGACUGGACUGGAAGCCUGACCAGAAAGAAGAGAAAGCUGCAGGAACCGAAGUAUAAGGAGGCGAGCGAGUUCUUUGACAGUGGGAUCGAUGGUUUCACUACAGACGCCAGCUCUCCCUCCCAGGUGUCCAGCUUGCUGUGGCCCCCCAGCGCAGGCCCCACCCUGCCGCUGCGCAGUGAGUCCAGCCACGCCCUUCACAGCGACGCCCUGCGGCAAAAUAUCUACGAGAACUUCAUGAGGGAGCUGGAGACGGGGCGCUGCAGCAGCGAGACAGAGACGGAGACGAGCAGCGACUCUCUGGGCUCCCGGGAGCAGCUGGACCUGCUCUUCCAGAAGGAGCAGGGGGUGGUGCGCAAAGCCGGCUGGCUCUUCUUCAAGCCCCUCGUCACUCUGCACAAGGACAAGAAGCUGGAGCUGGCCCCGCGACGCAAGUGGAAGCAGUACUGGGUGACUCUGAAAGGCUGUACCCUGCUGUUUUAUGAAACCUAUGGGAAGAAUUCCAUGGAGCAAGACUUUUCCCCACGCUACGCCCUCUUUGCUGAAGACAGCAUAGUGCAGUCUGUUCCCGAGCACCCGAAGAAAGAGAACGUCUUCUGCCUUAGCAAUACCUUCGGAGAUGCCUACUUCUUUCAGGCUACAAGCCAAACAGACUUGGAAAACUGGGUGACUGCGAUUCAUUCUGCCAGCGCCUCCUUGUUUGCAAAGAAACAAGGAAAAGAGGAGACGGUGCGACUGCUGAGGAGCCAGACGAGGGGCCUCGUCCAGAAGAUUGACAUGGACAGCAAGAUGAGAAAAAUGGGAGAGCUGCAGCUUGCCACUGUGAGGGACCCAAAGAACAGGAAAGCCAUUGAGAACCAGAUCCAGCAGUGGGAGCAGAACCUGGAGAAGUUCAACGUGGAUUUGUUCCGGAUGCGCUGCUACUUGGCCAGUCUGCAAGGAGGAGAGCUACCCAACCCCGAGAGCCUCCUCGCAGCGGCCAGCCGCCCUUCCAAACUGGCUCUCAGCAGGCUGGGCAUCUUUUCAGUGUCCUCCUUCCAUGCUUUGAUCUGCUCCAGAGAUGAAUCUACCCUGAGGAAGCGCUCCCUGUCUCACACAAUGAGGGGUAAGAAGGGGCUCUUCUCCUCCCUCAAAGGGCUGGACAGUCUGGCCAAACGAGGAAAAGAAAAGAGAGCUUCUGUGUCCCAGAUUUUUGAAAGCAAUGGCCAAAUAACCCACAUUCCUUUGAACCCAAGCAGUUGUGAGAGAAUUGAUGGCACAGCUAACAUCUACUCAGCAGCACCACCUGGAGGCAGUCAUUGGGAAAGCUGUUUUGACACUUCGGCCUGUGUGUAUUUACCUGACACCCAGGGAGUAACUGUGACCGUUCAUCAGGAUCUUAGGGUUGAAGAUGUGCUGAACUUGGUGUGCAAGACGAAGCUGCUGGACCCAGCCCAGUACUGUCUGCGUCUUCGAAGAACAGUGGGAGGCAAUGUGGAGCUCAGCACGCCAGCCUCCAACGAGUACUUGCAAGGACUGAUUUAUGAUGAAUUAGAAGUCUUUCCCUUGAAUGUUUUUCAUUUGCACCUGUUAAGGACCGGGACUACAGUUGAUUUUGGCUUUGCAGUAACAGGUCACGUUGAUGGGCAGCGAAACAGCCGCAUAUUUGUGAGUGAAGUGCUUCCAGAUGGAGUGGCUUACUGUGAAGGAUUGAGAGCCGGGGAUGAGAUCCUCAGUGUGAAUGAGAAGACUGUGUCGACCCUUGACCUUGGCCUCAUGGAGCCCUUGUUCAGCCAGCAGAGCCUGAUGUUGACUCUCAGGAGGGAUUUGCUGGGCCUGCCUUCACAGUUACCUCCUCCCAGCCAGUCUGAGCUUCUAGAAGAGUUUCUGGACAAAUAUCCAAAGCAGGCAUCAGCUGAUGUUGCUGAUGUUCCCGAUAUACCCAGCAGUGUUAUAAGAAGUGCUCCUGAUGAUUCCCUGGAGCUGCAGCUGCCGAGAGAGAAGACAGGAAACCAUCCAAGGAGUCCAGACCCUGGGAGCACCCUGUACCAGAGCUUCCAGGAGGUUACAGCAGGUGUGAUGGAGGGGCAGAAGGAGGGGACUGAUCCCCCUCUCAGGCAUGGCACUGGCCACAUGUCUGUCACAGAGAGGCUCAGGAAAGUCAUUCAGGAGCUGGUGGACACAGAGAAAUCCUAUGUGAAGGAUUUGAGCUGCCUCUUUGAAAUUUACCUGAAACCCCUACAGAACGAGACCUUCCUCACUCAAGAUGAGAUGGAGUCCCUGUUUGGGAGUCUUCCUGAAAUGCUGGAUUUCCAGAAGGUGUUCCUCCAGACGCUGGAAGAGAGAAUCGCUUCCUCGCCUGAUUUCAGCACCCUGGAAACUCCAUUCCAGUUCAAGAAGUUGCUGUUUUCCCUUGGAGGCUCCUUUCUGUACUAUGCUGACCACUUCAAGCUUUACAGUGGAUUCUGUGCAAACCACAUCAAGGUUCAGAAAGUGCUUGAAAGAGCUAAAACAGACCGAGCUUUUAAGGAGUUUCUUGGCGCCAGGAACCCGACCAAGCAGCACUCGUCGACAUUGGAGUCGUACCUCAUCAAGCCAGUGCAGCGAGUCCUGAAGUACCCUCUGCUGCUGCGGGAGCUGGUGUCUCUGACAGACGCAGAGAGCGAGGAGCACUAUCACCUGACAGAAGCAUUUAAGGCCAUGGAGAAGGUGGCCAGCCACAUCAAUGAGAUGCAGAAAAUCUAUGAGGGUUACGGAACAGUGUUUGACCAGCUAGUUGCAGAACAAAGUGGAAGUGAAAAAGAGGUCACUGAGAUUUCCAUGGGAGAAUUCCUCAUGCAUUCCUCUGUAAUCUGGCUCAACCCUUUCCCGUCUCUGGGUCGGAUGAGAAAGGAUCCCACAAUCACUGUAUUUGUUUUUAAGAAAGCUGUGAUCUUGGUGUACAGAGAGAGCAGCAAAAUGAAAAAGAAAAUACAAGCUAACUCUCGAGCUGCAUACAUCCACGGGGAUAUGGAGCCAUUUAAAUUCCGCUGGCUUAUUCCUUUAUCCGCUCUUCAGGUGCGGCUGGGGAAUGCAGCAGGAACAGACACCAACUGCAUUUGGGAAUUGAUUCACACAAAAUCUGAAAUUGAGGGAAGACCUGAAAGUGUAUUUCAGCUGUGCAGCAGUGUACCUGAAAGCAAGGCACAUAUAAUUAAGGUUAUUCGCUCAAUUCUGAGGGAGAACGUCCGGCGACACCUGAGAUGUGAGAUUCCUCUGGAGAAGAUCUGUAAAGAGCGCCUCGAUCCAUUACGAAACACAAUGCCGCUGUCAGCCAGGAUCGGUUCUUCGAGGGCCUCCUGGUUAUGCAAGCUGCCAUCCAUUGACAUGGCCUCCUACAAUGAAGAACUCUUAAAGGCAACCCUGCUGGAUUUGGAUGAGGGGAGUCACAGUAGUGGCACUCAGAGCAGCGGCUGCCGCGUAGCAGAGAGCAUGCUGGAUAACCACCCACGCACCGGCCGGGACACAGCGAGCAUGCUGGAUAACCACCCACGCACCGGCCGGGACACAGCGAGCAUGCUGGAUAACCACCCACGCACCGGCCGGGACACAGCGAGCAUGCUGGAUAACCACCCACGCACCGGCCGGGACACAGCAAGCAUGCUGGAUAACCACCCACGCACCGGCCGGGACACAGCGAGCAUGCUGGAUAACCACCCACCCACCGGCCGGGACACAGCGAGCAUGCUGGAUAACCAGCCGCCCACCGGCCGGGACACAGCAAGCAUGCUGGAUAACCAGCCGCCCACCAGCAGGGACAGAGUGAGCAUGCCGGACUCCCAGCCGCCCACCAGCAGGGACAGAGCGAGCAUGCUGGACUCCCAGACUCUGCGGCCGGGCACCAUGGAGGACAACACUGUCAAGGAAUCGGACAUUCUGAGUGACAAGACUGGUAAAGAGUCUCCAACCAACGACAUUGAGGUCCAGUUUCAGAGGCUGAAGCUUUCCGAGGACUCCAGUGCAGACAGACAGCUAGCACCCUGUGUUCAGCCUGAGGCUGAAGAACUGGACGUGCCGGAGAAGCACCCCAUGCUGGUGCGGGGACACUACUGUCCCAUCAAACGCAAAGGAAACAGUCUGAAAAGGAACAAGGGGGUGUUGUUAGCUAUGAAGGAACACAGCAGAUCUCUGGACAGCCAGUCAGAAGCAGCCAGCUUGGAUCUCAAUGCCCUCCUGGAAAGGGAGUUUAGUGUUCAGAGUCUGGCCUCGGUCGUCAAUGAAGACUGUUUUUAUGAAACGUCAGACAGUGAUGAAAAGCCCGUCUUCCCUUCGCUAUAGAGUUUAUCCCAUUUUACAUUAACCUAAGCACUGAGGCCAAGUCCAUUUUCUUUUGAGAGAGACUUUGAUGGUUUCUGAAAUAAGGACAUUUCUUUCUCUCUGUUUGAUACAAGGAUGCAAAUUGUUCUUGAUGAGAAUCCUUUGCUGUAUCUGUGCACGAAGUACACAUUUUGCCUAAAUUGUUUUGUUAUUAUUUUGUUUAAGAAAAUAUUUCCUUUUAUUUAUUAUUGUUUAGUUUUAAUUUAGAAAGCUGUUUCUGGACCAGUAGUUUGUCUUCCCAGUUAAAACAUAUUCCACAAUGAAAAUUGUAUUUAUGUAAAUGUAUAUAACUUUGGGAAGUGUAGAAGUAUUGUGUUUUUUGUAUAAACAUUAUCAAGGUAGUCUGUUUAAUGUUCAAUUUGGGGCUUUCUAGUUAUGGUUGUGAAUUGAAUGAUUAUGUAUUUCUGCAACAGCUCUUUCAGGAUGAUAGAUUUUUAAAGUGACAACUGAAAAUGACUGUACUGUAACUUAAUUUGGAUAGUUUGUAUUCUUGACAUUGUACAGGUAAAAAUAAGAAUUUGGAAUUUGCAAUAAAUACUGUCUAGUAAUAUA
This is a messenger RNA of Acipenser ruthenus (sterlet), 6541 nucleotides long. RefSeq names its product rho guanine nucleotide exchange factor TIAM2-like. Gene Ontology annotation, molecular function: guanyl-nucleotide exchange factor activity; protein binding. NCBI's taxonomy places the organism in Eukaryota, Metazoa, Chordata, Actinopteri, Acipenseriformes, Acipenseridae. The transcript has 27 exons. The coding region runs from base 575 to 5950 and encodes 1791 amino acids. The record is from RefSeq and is a predicted model, not a curated record. Gene Ontology annotation, biological process: small GTPase-mediated signal transduction; positive regulation of axonogenesis; activation of GTPase activity. Gene Ontology annotation, cellular component: synapse; membrane.